CACCAUCGGCUACCUCCGACAUGCAUCCGGAUGUAGCAAUUAAAUACCAAGAGGUGCAUGUGAUGCAUCUUUCCCUUUUACACUCCCACAGUCUCAGAAGCAGCUUGGACAAAUGGACUUUAGAGAUAGAACGGCCCUACUUGCAAUUACAAUAGAGAAAAGGCAAAAGCAAGAGGAAAAAAAAGGUAGACAAUUCUUCCAAAGAAAGGCACAUUAUAGAGAAAGCAAAGCAAGACUGCCCAAUGGAAAUGGAAGAGAUGAUGAUGAUGAUGAUGAUCAGCAGCAGAAGCAGCCCAGCAAAUCCCAGAAUUCAGUCCAUUUCUAAUGAUCCCAUUACUAAUUGCCCAACCUGGAAGUUGUACGAGAACCCCUUCUACACAAAUACUCCUCAUAACCAAAAACAUAAACAUCAGCAGCACUCCCGUCAAUUAGACAACAAGGCCAGUAGUAGUAAUAGUACCUGUAGUACUGAUCAGCUGAAGCAAGUUCAUCGUAUCCAGCUUCCUGUUUCAGCAAGAAAGAUCGCGGCUUCCUUUUGGGAUCUAACCUUCAUCAGGCCUUUGAUGGAGUCUGAGCUUGACAAGGCCCGAGCCAAGAUCACCGAAUUGAAGGCUGGGCUGGAACAGGAGCGCAAGGCUCGUAAGAAAGCAGAAUCUAUGAAUAAAAAGCUGGCCAGAGAACUCUCGGAGGUCAAGAAAAGCAGAGAAGCAUUGGAGCGGCUGUGUGAAGAACUUGCAAAACAAGUAUCAACCGGCGAGGCAGAAAUGAGCAGAAUGCACAAGGACAUGGAGGAGGAGAGAAAGAUGCUGCGGAUGGCAGAGGUGUUGAGAGAAGAACGCGUCCAGAUGAAGCUUGCUGAAGCAAAACUUUUGUUGGAAGAAAAGCUGACGGAGUUGGAGGCCACCAAAACGAAACAGAUGAUUGAUCGGUCCAAGGUUAAUGAUCAAGAAGCGCAACACCGCCACAUUUUUAGCAAGGCUGAUGAGAGUUUUAACAAAACUUGGUCAAGUAAUGGUGGGAUUGAGUCUGCUGACGAUAUUAAUAGUAUCAGUCGUGAUUCCUCCGGAGAAGAGAUAAAAUCGUGUGUUUUGGUUGAGAAACCGGCUCCUACUACGACUGCUAUUAUUGCUGUGGACGGUAGCAGCGGUUCAAAUGCAUCUGCAGUAAUUGUGGCGGCAAGUCAGAGAAGAGCUUCGCCUGAGCCUGAAAAUCCGCAUAUCAAGCGGGGCAUCAAAGGAUUCGUGGAAUUCCCAAAAGUUGUUCGAGCAAUUGGUUCCAAGAGUAGGCAUUUUGGGACCAAGUUGGAGUGUCAGAAGGCUCAGCUGAGGAUACUUCUCAAACAGAAGACUCCCAUCCGAUCAUCCAAUCAUCCAAUACCCUUAUUACCAGCUAGCUAGUUACCUAGGUGUCUUCAGGAUUUUCCACUCGAAAACUAGGCAUGGCAUACCAUCGUUAUUCCUUCCCAUUUACCAUUUCUUCCAGGUCCCUGAUGAGCUUCAUACAUGUCGAUGGUUUUAUAUGUUCAUGAUCUGCUUUCGUAUCCAAAUAAUAUUGGAGCCAACAUGUAAAAGUAUAUACUUGUGUCUUUUAAGAGUUAGUGAUUUUUUUCCCCUCUUUUUUAUCUUGCA
This is a messenger RNA of Coffea eugenioides, 1628 nucleotides long. RefSeq names its product protein BRANCHLESS TRICHOME. The transcript has a single exon. Bases 243 to 1397 code for a protein of 384 amino acids. The record is from RefSeq and is a predicted model, not a curated record. NCBI's taxonomy places the organism in Eukaryota, Viridiplantae, Streptophyta, Magnoliopsida, Gentianales, Rubiaceae.